AUGGAUUAUCAAUAUGGAUAUCAACAACAUCGUUCUCGAUCCCAUUCUCGUAUUCCACAACAAUCAAGUCCUGGAUAUCGAUCUGCUGAACAUGAUUAUUCUGCUUCGGGUACUGGACCUACUGGAAACUAUUUUGGUGCUUCAAGAAUAAAUCAUUUUGGAGGAGAUAAUCGACCAAGACGCUCACGAUCUUUAGAUAAUCGAAGAGAUCUUAUAUUUAGCGAUAAUUAUGGAUUUUCGCUAGGAAGUGCUGAUGAUAGAUAUACUGGUGGUACAAUGAGAUAUCAGUCCCAUCAUCAACAUCAGCAUCAACAACAACAACCACGAAAUUAUGAUUAUCAACAAUAUUUAAGCAUCAGCACCGGUCCUAUAGCAGAAUACCGAAGUACUUAUGACGGACGACGUGGCGUUGUAACAAAUGAUUAUCAUUUGGAUAAUCAAAUGGUACCAUAUCAAGCAAGAAUUAGUCUUCCUGAAUCUGAUUGGGAUGCUUUGGACCGUUCUAUCCGCAACUACCGUGAAGAUCUUGGUGCUGAGCCAAUGAUUGCAACUUCGCGACGUUCCAAACCCCAAAGUUUAUCUCCUAUACGUCACAAUUAUGAUGGUACUUUAAGAGGUGGUACGAAAUCUUCACGCCAAAACUUGUCAUCCUUUUUUCACCGGCAUUCUGGAAUUGGUAGUGGUGGUACAGGACCACAGAGUGGUACUUCCACUAAUAAGAACGAAUUAGUGCUUCAAAAUCGUACUGAUUAUCAUCAUGGUGGUUGCACAGCCGUGCAAGAUGAAGUAGAAUUUGGUGCAGAUCGCGGCUUGACCAGUUAUUAUAGAGGUGGUGCUGGUAGUUCCAACCAACAACAGCAUCAUCAGAGCUUUUAUGGAUCUGCUGGCAAUACAGGAACUAUGCGAGGUGGUGGUGGUGCAACGAUGAAUCGUAGUGGUGUUGGAGGUAUCACACGUUACGAUCUAGGAGUACCGAAGUAUUACAAACUACACUGCUGCUGCUUCAGCUUUCGAUGGCCACCUUGGGCUUUUGAAGAGGUGGAUCCACCACAACCUAUGUACCGCCGAACCUAA
This is a messenger RNA of Thelazia callipaeda (thelaziosis nematode), 1074 nucleotides long. NCBI's taxonomy places the organism in Eukaryota, Metazoa, Nematoda, Chromadorea, Rhabditida, Thelaziidae. The record is from the annotation of a GenBank genome assembly.